Molecule: messenger RNA, 4129 nt
Organism: Sardina pilchardus (European sardine)
Lineage: Eukaryota; Metazoa; Chordata; Actinopteri; Clupeiformes; Clupeidae
Gene: fzd6
Product: frizzled class receptor 6
Exons: 7
Coding region: 407-2509 (700 amino acids)
Biological process (GO): canonical Wnt signaling pathway; non-canonical Wnt signaling pathway
Cellular component (GO): plasma membrane
Molecular function (GO): Wnt receptor activity; Wnt-protein binding
Source: RefSeq, a predicted model, not a curated record
UGUAUUGUUCCAGAAGAUGAAAGCAAUCCAACGAACUUCGUCUUUUUCUCUAUUUACUUUGUUUCGAAGAAGCCGUCUAUAGAAAUUCUCAGUGUUUUCUCUCUCCGUUCCAGCCACUUGCUCUCGCAGAAAGCAUCGAUAUCCCAUCUGUUUGGCAACAGGAUGUUGGAAUCACAGUGAAGGAAAGAAGGGAGGGCGGAGACUUCUGAAACAGGAAAGCUCCGCCAUCAAAACUAUUUGUGUUGAUUAUAAAGUACUAAAGUAUUUAACCAGUAACGGACCUGUUUUUGAAAGGCCAUGGAGAUGAUGAUCUCCAGUGGUGUGGACUAUAGAUGAAGAGGAACUAUCCUUUGUAGGGGACCAAGCGAGAUACAUAAUAAUUACAGAGGAACCUAUAGACUCUACCAUGUUGGUCUGGAGGCUGCUUCAUAUCUAUGUGGUACUACAGGGGGCUGUUGGGUCCUGUUAUGCCCACAGCCUUUUUACCUGUGAACCUAGUAGGGUGCAGUGGUGCCAUGGCAUGCCCUACAACAUGACUUUCUUCCCCAACAUGUUGGGACACUAUGACCAAGACAUUGCUGCAUUGGCAAUGAAGCAAUUCAUGCCCCUUGCUACCCUCGAGUGCUCCCCAGAUGCUCAUCUCUUCCUGUGUCAGGCAUUUGUCCCAGAAUGCAAUGAGCCCACAUUGGUGUUGUCACCAUGUCGGGAGCUGUGUGAGAGAGUCCACUCAGACUGCAAAAAGAACAUGGAGAUCUUCGGAUUGAGCUGGCCCUCUGAACUACAGUGUGACCGGUUGAAUUACUGUCAGAAUUCACUUGAUGGGUCUAUAGUGUCCCCCACAAAGCAUGUGACCACGAGCUCACCCUCAUCAAAGCGGGACUUAGGUUUUUGGUGCCCAUUGCAGCUUAAGACUCAACAUGGACAAGGCUCUUCAUUCCUGGGAGCCCAAGAUUGUGCCCCUCCGUGUGAAAACAUGUACUUAAAGCCACAUGAAAUUAAGUUUGCAAAGACAUUCAUCGGCGUGUGCUCCAUUGUUUGCUUGUGUGCCACGCUUUUCACAUUCCUCACUUUCCUCAUUGAUGUUAAACGUUUUCGCUACCCAGAGCGACCAAUCAUCUUUUACGCAGUGUGUUACAGCUUUGUGUCGCUCAUCUACUUCAUUGGUUUUUUGCUGGGCAACAGAGCUGCUUGUAAUCAGUCUCUCCACCCAGGAGGUGUGGGAACAGUUGUCCUUGGCGCUCAAGGCAAUAAGGCAUGCACGCUGCUCUUCAUGUUGCUGUACUUCUUCUCCACAGCAGGGAUUGUGUGGUGGGUCAUUCUCACAAUCACCUGGUUUCUGGCAGCAGGGCCCAAGUGGAGCUGUGAGGCCAUUGAGAAGAAGGCUGUGUGGUUCCACUCCGUGGCAUGGGGCCUACCUGGAGCACUCACCAUCAUCCUUUUGGCUCUAGAUAAGGUGGAGGGGGACAGCAUCAGUGGUGUGUGCUUUGUGGGACUCUAUGACCUUGUCACGCUGCGCUGGUUUGUACUUGCACCGUUGUGUGUGGGUGUACUCACUGGCCUAGCUCUGCUGCUGGCUGGCAUUGUCUCUCUCAAUAAUGUGCGGCAGGUGAUCCAGCAUGACGAGCAGAACCAAGAGAAGCUGAAGAAAUUCAUGAUACGCAUUGGAAUCUUUAGUGGCCUCUACCUACUGCCGUUGCUCACACUCCUAGGCUGUUAUCUUUAUGAGCAAGGCCGGCGAGAAGCCUGGGAGCAUAGCUGGAUUAAUGACCGCUGCCGUGACUUCAGCAUUCCCUGUUCCCACAAGAGAACAGAGUUUGAUUGGCCUGACAUGUCCUUAUUUCUGAUAAAAUACCUGAUGACUCUGGUAGUGGGCAUAUCUGCUGUUUUCUGGGUCAGCAGUAAGAAGACUUGCUCAGAAUGGGCCAUUUUCUUUAAGCGGUCACACAAGAAAGAUGCCAUCAGCGAGAGUCGGCGAGUAUUGCAAGAAUCUUGUGAAUUCUUUUUGAAGCACAACAGCCGUGUGCAGCACAAGAAGCAGCACUACAUGCCCAACUCCCACAAACUUAAGGUCAUAUCAAAAUCCAUGGGCACCAGCACCGGUGAGCCAAUCCCUGCACCCACUGAUAACCAAGGUGAUGAGCUCCUCGUUGCCCAAACUGUUGGAAACCACCAAGGCAGGAGUCAGGCUGCAUUUUCAAGGACACAGAGUUCCUCUGAGAUGUCAGGAAAAGACCAGGUGGAGAGGCCUACGUCUAGGAGGAGCGGCCCCGUUGGACAGGCUGCUCACUUAAGCUCAGAGAAGCAUAACAACACUGGAAGCUCAAGCAAGUUCAGCAGUCAGUCUGAGAACUUCCGAAAGAUUUCAGCAGGAAGUAUGAAGCCGAGAGUAGAGUUUCCAGAAGAUAUGCAACCUCCCCAUGGGAUUCUUCACAGUAGUAGUGAGAGCCCUUUGCCAAGAAGUCAGGAUCAAAGGAGCAGCUGCUCUACUCUUCCCAAAAUGCAGACCUGAACCUGACCUUCAAACCUUCAAUCUCCGGAACCUGCAAACCUCAACUCUACGUGUAUUUGUGAGAGCCUCUCCAAAACUGCAGCUCCAUGAAAUGUCAACUGCGGGAACUGGAAAUAAUUACUGAUAUAUUGGAGCAUUACUUGUCUUAGUACCAAAAUCCAGCACUAGCCUUCAGAACAAUGGGACUUCUAUCGUGAUAAUUAUAGUUGUAGUCAAAGGUGUGAUAUAGCAGUUUUCUUCCUGCUGACCAUUUACAAGGCUAUGGAAUUCCUGUAAUGUAGUGGUUCCUGAUAUAUGGGGCAGGCCCCCAAGUGUGUUGGGGUGGUGAUGGUGAUGACUGAUAGAGGGCCGUGUGAUCGGGGUGAAAAAAUUUAAAGAGAACUCUUAAACAACUACUGGUCCAGGAAUUGAUGGAGAAGUACUAGCAUUGACAUACGUGUGCUAAAUCCCUUAUUUUACGUUAUAAAUCAAUCAUCCUCUAGUGAUUUACCUUGACCAAUCCAAUGACCAACCUUGAAAAGGUACAAAAGCAAGCACCAUUCCUCCUUACAGACUAGCUCCAGAUGUACUCUAGCUCACCCCACUGGUUUUCUGUGGAGUCCCAUCAGUACUGUAGGCAGGGUUAUAUUGGGUGGCUCUCAUACACUCUCCUCGAUGCUCAAUCCUCGAGGGGCGUUCCUACUGAUCUAUAACUAACACUGGAUAGACUAUCCCAUUGUUGCCGCCCCAUCAUUCUUUAUGUAGAUCAGUGAGGAUCGAGGCCCGAGGAGGAAGGGAGGAUGUAUAAAAGACCAAAUGGGAGGCACCCAUUGAGUUUAUUUGUAUGCAGAUCAUCAGUCAUCUUUCAGUGUAUGCAAAACCUGCCAGGGGUGUUUAUUACCAAAAAGCUUUUUUUUGUUCAUUUUCAUAUAACCUGACCAUAGAAAACAAUUCAGGCAAAGUCUCAGCGGCGUUAGAGGUUACUCCAGCCACAUUUGUCAUUUAGAGUCAGGAAAGGCAUUUUUCUGGAAUGCUUUAUAAAAAAUCUAUUAGCAUGGAAGUCAUGUCUGAUGUUUUAGUCUACAUUGUUGGAUAAAAUAUUGGAACAAAAUCAUGCUGAUAAUUAAAUACAUGUGUUCUCAUUUCCUCACAUAUUGAGGACUAAAUUUGUUUGGACGGAAUUAAUUUCACUUUGUAAAGACUAAUAAGAACAAAUGUAUUUAAUUACCUGUGUGAUUUUGUGUGUCACCUUAUUUUUUUAUAUUUCAGUGAAACAGAAAGCCAUGAUUUCCUGCUUGAAGGUUCAUAUACAGUAAAUAAUAAUAAAUAAUAACUUAUUACUCAUUUUUACCAAGGGUUCCAGUAAUUGUUGAUGGCAGCAGAGCAGUCUACUAGCCUGACCAAUUUAUUUGGUGAUGAGUUCAUACUGUAGCUAACUUUGUACUUAUAUAAUGUUGGUUAGCCUAAUGUUUUGCAGGAUAAAAGACAAAAAAAAGUUCAACCAAGAACUGUAUUCAUUUGAAUAGUUUGGAUGAAGAAAUAACGUUUAAGAAAAGCUAUGCAACAGCCGAUGGACAUGUUUGCUAUAUGAGCUUCUCAGUCUUUCCAUUGUGAUGCUGGGGAUGGGAUGGGAUGGGAUGG